This is a messenger RNA of Ostrea edulis (European flat oyster), 2668 nucleotides long. RefSeq lists its product as uncharacterized. Gene Ontology annotation, cellular component: membrane. The record is from RefSeq and is a predicted model, not a curated record. NCBI's taxonomy places the organism in Eukaryota, Metazoa, Mollusca, Bivalvia, Ostreida, Ostreidae. The coding region runs from base 472 to 2541 and encodes 689 amino acids. The transcript has 2 exons. Gene Ontology annotation, molecular function: zinc ion binding.
AGGCACAAAUCAUGUAUACUCUCGCCGAGAAAAAGUACGAAAAUAAACAUCCACAAUGGUUAAGAAUGAAAGGAAUGUCACGUUAUCUGUGGCACGUGAUAUUUCCAAAUUGUACUUGAAUACAUUCGUGCACAGUUUGAUUGAUUAUUUUUGCAAAGUGAGAUACUUUUGAACCUACCAGUUAGUCUUUGUUUACAAGUUAAUUCAUUUGUGUCUCCAGGUAACAGUCUACUUAAAUGUUACAUUGAAGAUCAUUCUUGUGGAACGUAUCGACGCAGUAUGUGUUGAUAGACAACAUGGCAGGUAAUGAUGAGUUAUAGUGUUUUAAAUUCCACAGAAUAACAUCUAAUCGUUGGCGAUUAACCGUUAUAAUUUACUAGAUUGUCAUCGAUAUCGCGGUCAUUUUUGUUUUGGAAACUAUCAGGAAAGAAGUAUCAUUUUAUACACCACAUAACAGUUGGUAUCUAUGGAAUGUAUAUAGAUAUACCAGGUUUCAACAUUAUUUUUGAGCAUUCAUGUUCGUCCUGUCCGUGGCUGUGCACAGUUUCGGCUGAGAUAUGCAGCGAUGAAGCGAGCGCUUCAGCAGAAGUUGAAACAUUCACACACGCAGAUAUCAAGGAAAAGAAAAUUGAAGAAGUGAAUGCUAAUCUGCACUGCAGUGUAUGCAAAGCAAAUUUAAAUGAACCCGUGACACUUCAAUGCUUGCAUUCUAUCUGCAGAAAAUGUCUUACCCAAGUACUUGGUUCGAAUGUAACGGCUGAUACCGUAUUAGAUGUUAACGUAACCCCAUUGAUAUGUCAGGAUUGUGGUUAUUCAACGUCCUUGGAAUAUAAUCGGAAGAAAACAGAAGUUGUGGAAAAUAUAGCACAAUACCUAACACCUCCCCAAGUUAUCCUAACCCUCCUCGACUGUUACGAAGAGAAGCAACAGAUAGUAUGCAUAUCAUGCAAGAAUCAAGGAAAGACAAUCACACCAACAUUUUGGUGUUUUGAUUGCAUUGUUUACCUUUGUGAAGAAUGUGUUUUAUUCCAUUCAUCUCUGCCAGUUUUGAAAAAGCACAAAAUUUAUCGAAGAGAUGAAAUGACAGGAGUUCCUUUCUUGUUUUCUAAGGCAAGAGAAAUAUGUGACAAACAUGGCUUACGCCUGAAAAGAUUAUGUGAGGAAAACCAAUCCACGUGUUGUGAUACUUGUAUCGCGACAGAGCAUACGAACGCUUGCAGCUCUCAACACGAAAUUAUGUCAGAUGUUUCACAUUUGGUAGACCCCAAACUUUCUGCUCUGAAAACCUCAGUCAGAGCAGUAAUCCAUGAAUUAAACUUGCAAAUUGAAGAAACAUGCCAAAUUGAAUCCAAUACUGGGGAAAUAUAUCUUGGAUAUACUACAUUGAUUAAUGAAUCAUACAGUAAUGCGAGAAAAAACAUUCUUGAGAAAAUGGAUUUAUUACUUGCAGAAUUAUACAAGGCUGUAGAUUCGAAUCUGGAAGACAUGAAGUUAAAAACAAAUGCAUUGCAACAGAGGAAAUCUGUUUUACAAAAUGCUUUGACAAUAGUGUCCAUUUCUUGUUCCGGAUCAGAAAUACGUUCAUUCCUUGAGAAAAAGAAAGUGAGGAAGACUAUUUCUGAGGUGCAAGAAGCUACCAGAAAUCUAAAGCAGGUCCCAAUCCAAGAUUUUUCUCCCGUUUUCAAAGUUUCUCUACAAAACAUGUGCACUUUGAAAGAAUUUGGGCAUGUCAGAAAAUCACAACCUGCUAUGAAAGUGAGGUCAUUUCCGUUUGGGAGUUAUAUGUUUUCAUUGUUUACAACGAUAGACGUGGAGACGGGAUAUUCUCAUGUAACAGGAUGUGAUUGGUUAUCUGAGAACGAACUGAUAAUUGUUGAUGGUAGCAGAAAUCCGGAGGUUCGAAUAUAUAGCAUGAAAGAUGGCAGUUUAAGCAGAAAAGCUUCGCUUGAAAAUAAACCAUUUGAUAUAGCUGUUGUCAGUCGUCAAAAAUGUGUCAUUACUUUUCCAAAAGAAAAGAAAAUAAUGGCUUACAAUCCUUUAGAUUUGUCCAAGAUAGAGAAUAUCGAUGUAUCUUUCUCUUGCUUUGGAAUAUAUCAUUUGAAUUUCGGAAUGACCAUUGCUGUAGGCGGAAAGAAUAUGGUGCUUUACAACAGGGAGUUUGAAGUGAGCAAGCUCCUAGAUGUUCCAGGAGAAAAUAUAAGAUAUGUUUGCCCCCAUUCUAACAAUCUUGUAUUUUACAGCGAACUACAAGCUAAUAAUGUUCACAGCGUGGUCGGUAAUGGCGACGAACGUUUCAAAUACCACAACAGUGAUAUGAAAGGUGCAGCGGGGCUACUUCUUGAUGAAAAUAAAAACAUAUACGUUUGUGAGAAGGGUUCAAAAUAUAUCCAUGUCUUAAAUAAGAAGGGCAUAUUCAUUGAUAAAUUUGAUGUUGGAGACACCCCAUCAACAUUAUCAAUUUCCCCAAAUAAAAGUAGAAUAUGCAUAAUUAGAGCGGGGCACAAGACAAAAAAUGUGGCAGAUAUUUACAUUGCAACUUAGACUCCAUAUCUAUUUCUUGAUGGAUUUUCACUCCAAUCAAGCGCUAUCAUUUUAUAACUUGAGCCCUUCACUGGUGAUUAUAUGAUACAUCUGUAUAACUGUAUAAUAAAAGCUUUAAUGCCACCAC